AUGUUGCCCUCAUCGGUGCGGCGCGUGGUCGCCUCGGCGCCGCAGUCUCCUAUCGUCUCCUCCCUCACCACCUCCGCUCCGAGAGCGGCUACGGCGACCAUCACCCUUCACCCGAGACCUGGCGGCCACCAGAGACGAUGGUCCUCCUCAAGCCCGUCCAGUCCCAACAACAACGGCUCCAAGGACAUACCAGGCCAGGGCCAGUCCGUUCACGCCUCGUCAUCGUCUAACUCUAGCAAGUUGACCGGCGAGAAGCGGAAACGGAAGAGCAAGGAUGGCGUCGAGAAGGAGGCCGCGCAGAAGCUUCCCAGCGUGCCCAGCACACAACACCUGUCUCAAGAGGCUCUGGGGUUGUCGACCUUUUUCUCGCUCCAUCGGCCGAUCUCUGUGACCCACAGCAUGCCAAAGUCUGUGACCGAAGAAGCCUUCGCCGCCAUCUUCAAGCCCCGGACCAAGGCGAACAAGGUCACCGACGUCAUCUCAACACUAUCGAGGACGACCGACGAUCUUGAGGGCGCCAUGGCUAAGAUGACCAUGGCCAGCCAGGAGUUGGAUGCAUCAGGCGAGCCCGUUCAGAAGAUCGACCUCAAGCACCCCGACGGCAGCGAGUCAAGCGUCUACGUCCAGCUCAACGCCAUGGCCGGACAGUUCAUUCCCUUCCGCCCCCCUCCCGCGCCCGAAGCCAUGGGCGUCGCCGAUGCUCACGCCGAGUCCGCCAUCGAGGAUGUCCUUGACGAGGCUCCCCACCACCGCGUCUACAAGGCCAUGUUCACCAUUGAGGAGACGACCGACGCCGACGGCCAGGUUCAGGUUCUCGCCCACAGCCCUAAGAUCAUGCAGGACGAGCCCCCCCGUUCGUUCCUCGAGCGCAUGGCCCUGCGCCAGAUGAGGUUUGACGAAGCGCAAGGCCACGACACCAUGCAAGCGAUCAGCGUCAAGCGCCAACGCAAGUUGAAGAUGAAGAAGGCGAAGUACAAGAAGCUGAUGAAGCGCACGCGCAACCUGCGCCGCAAGCUGGACAGACUUUAA
Molecule: messenger RNA, 1029 nt
Organism: Colletotrichum graminicola M1.001
Lineage: Eukaryota; Fungi; Ascomycota; Sordariomycetes; Glomerellales; Glomerellaceae
Exons: 2
Coding region: 1-1029 (342 amino acids)
Biological process (GO): mRNA processing
Cellular component (GO): mitochondrion
Source: RefSeq, a predicted model, not a curated record